Molecule: messenger RNA, 1958 nt
Organism: Bactrocera oleae (olive fruit fly)
Lineage: Eukaryota; Metazoa; Arthropoda; Insecta; Diptera; Tephritidae
Product: phospholipase A1
Biological process (GO): lipid catabolic process
Molecular function (GO): lipase activity
Source: RefSeq, a predicted model, not a curated record
CUUAUUGCCGUUCAUUGUCGCAUCGAUAAAAAGCUGAUAUUAAAAACAAUUAAACUUGUUCUUAAAUGCGAAUUGUGGCGCUUCACUUCUCCUGCGCAUCGAGCACACCGGCAUCGGAGCAGUGAUGGGUUUAAUUUAAAAUAGUGCCUGCUUAUGUUGGCUGUGGUCAGUAUCGUGCAGGACAUCGUCAGUUGUAAGUGCGUGAGGCGUCUUAACGGGAUUGUCGCUGAUACACAAGAACUUUAAAAAUUACUUAACUUCUAAAUAAUUGAAGCACGAAGUUAAACAAUUGUAUUUUCUUAUGUGUUGAAAAUGAAAUUUCUAUUUUUUUACGCGAUUUACUUCGCUGGUGUACUCGCCCUCGACGAAAACACGCCAACAGCAUUUCAAAACCAGUUGGGUUAUUGCGAACCAUUUACAGUGGAAUUUAUAGCGGGACUUGUUUCGAAAGAGGCACGUCAAAUACUCGAUCCAGGAUCACGUCCGCGACAAAAACAAUUGCGUUAUGAUUUAUUUACACGGCGGAAUCCACACAAACGACAAGUACUGUUAACUGGCGACCGAAACCGGCUGUUGGCCUCGAACUUUAACGCCAGUUGGCCGGUCAGAUUAUCAAUACAUGGUUGGAAUGGCCAAACUACGACUUGCUCGAAUGCCGCCAUUAAAGAUGCGUACCUCGCAAAGGGCGAUUACAACGUGAUUUUAGUUGACUGGUCGGAUUACUCGUUGGAUAUAAAUUAUUUUCGUGUUGUGGUGGAAAUUUCCGAAAUUGCACACAAGCUCAACGAAUUCACACGUUUCGUACACAACCAAACUGCCGUUCCCUACAAUGCCAUGUAUUUAAUUGGACACAGCGCUGGUUGUCACAUCGCCGGUAUGGCGGGCAAGUUAUUGCAACCCGAUAAAUACGGUGUCAUCUACGCGCUAGACUCUUCUGGGCCCGUACAUCGCACAUUGGACGCAAAAUCGCGACUCGCACCAACAGAUGCCGUUUAUGUGGAGUCCAUACAAACCGAUAUAGCGUUGUUCGGUUUUCCCGCUGACAACCUGGCACACGCCUCUUUCUAUCCCAAUUGGGGUUUGGGUCAACCACAUUGUCCCAAUGUGACCACAAUGGAGCCAGACUUCACUUGUGAUCAUUUUGGCGCUUUAUACUAUUUCGUGGAGUCUUUGCAGAAUCCGUCGGCUUUUGGCGCAAUUAAAUGUAAGAAUUAUGAUAGCAUUGAAAACUCAAAAUGCGGCUGCGGUGCACGCUGGUGCCAGGCGACUGCAUUCAUGGGUGGCGAUCCGGCUGUGCCGAAGAAGGGCGUCUUCUACCUCAGCACACGUGCGACAAUGCCCUUCGGCUACGGUGCGAUGUGCCGAAUGAAACGGCCCAUUAGACCAACUAUAGCGCGUAUUUCAUAAGAAUUAGGGAAGUUUGUUAGUGUUUAUCACAUUUAUUUGCUCUUAAUUUUCGCUAUGGUUGGUCAUUUACAAUAUUUAUUUAAUGUAUUAAUAUACAAUUUUUGGUUUUCGAUUCACUUGAGUUGCAAAAAAUCACAAAAUAUAUACACAUGUUAUUGUUAAAAACAUUUUUUAAUACAUUCACUUUUGUAUAUAAUUACAUUACUAGUGUUCUUUGGUGAGAACUUUGCGCUUAAAAAAAUUAGUGCAUGAAAAAUAGGCGGCGAAUGACACAAAUUUGGAACAUUCACUUAAAUAAGGGCACGUGUUUAAGUUUGAAUAUGGCUGCAUUCAAGCUUAAAUGCAAUUCAACGUAGAGUUUGGUCAUGAACAGGCCUGUUAGCUUGAAGCAUUUGUUCAUUAAGUUAAAGCAAAUAGUUUCGCUAAUUGCGACAUAAAAAUACUUGAAAGUUUAUAACUUAAGAUUAGUUGAAGUUGGCGUUUAGAAAGCGAAAAUUUGUUAUGCUUAGCAUAGCUCACUCAUAUCGCACGUUCUUCGCAUAUAAAUAUAU